This is a messenger RNA of Crotalus tigris (Tiger rattlesnake), 5132 nucleotides long. RefSeq names its product Ras protein specific guanine nucleotide releasing factor 1 (gene RASGRF1). Lineage: Eukaryota; Metazoa; Chordata; Lepidosauria; Squamata; Viperidae. Gene Ontology annotation, cellular component: plasma membrane. Gene Ontology annotation, biological process: Ras protein signal transduction; positive regulation of GTPase activity. The transcript has 27 exons. Gene Ontology annotation, molecular function: guanyl-nucleotide exchange factor activity; protein binding. The record is from RefSeq and is a predicted model, not a curated record. The coding region runs from base 272 to 4039 and encodes 1255 amino acids.
GGCGCGCGCAGCCUCCCAGCGCCGCGGCGCUGCCGCAGUUUUCCGCUGUCCGCGGUGCUGAGAGCUGGCGGCGGCGGCGGCGGCGGCGCUGUCCGGCCAACCUGCCGCUCAGGUGAUCGCGGAGCUGGAGGCGGCCGGACCGCGCUGAGCCAGGCGGCGGCGGGCAUGCGACAGGCGGGCGGACGGCGCGCGGGGCUCCGGCCUGCUGGGGCUUCGCUGAGCCGAACGACGUUGCGGUUGCUGUGGCUGUGAGCUUCCCUGUGCCCGCACUAUGCAGAAGGCACUGCGCCUGAACGACGGGCACGCCGUCUACCUGGGGCUGCUGGCCAAGAAGGACGGGGCCCCGCGGGGCUACCUCAGCAAGAGGAGCUCCGACAACACCAAAUGGCACCCCAAGUGGUUCGCCCUCCUUCAGAACAUGCUGUUCUAUUUCGAGAAUGACUCCAGUUCCCGGCCGGCUGGCCUCUACCUGUUGGAAGGGUGCCUGUGCGACAGAGCUCCUUCACCCAAGCCCAAGGAUCCGCUGGAGAAGCAGCAUUAUUUUACGGUUAACUUCAAUCAUGAGAACCAGAAAACUCUGGAGCUGAGAACCGAGGAUGCCAAGGAUUGUGAUGAGUGGGUAGCAGCUAUCAGUCAUGCCAGUUACGGGACUCUCGCCACAGAGCACGAAGCCUUAAUGCAGAAGUACCUCCAUUUACUUCAGAUUGUGGAGACCGAAAAAACAGUUGCCAAGCAACUCAGGCAACAAAUUGAAGAUGGAGAAAUAGAGACAGAGCGCCUGAAAUCAGAGAUGGCCGCCUUACUUAAGGAGCACGAGCGCAUCCAGGCCAACCAGGCCAACGUGCCAAACGACGAUGACAUCGACAUCAAGAAGAUCAAGAAGGUCCAGAGUUUCCUCCGGGGGUGGCUAUGCAGAAGGAAAUGGAAGACCAUCAUCCAGGAUUACAUCCGCUCCCCUCACGCUGACAGCAUGCGGAAGAGGAACCAGGUGGUCUUCAGCAUGUUGGAAGCCGAAGCCGAGUACGUGCAGCAGUUGCACAUCCUCGUCAACAAUUUCCUGCGCCCACUGAGGAUGGCGGCCAGUUCUAAAAAGCCCCCCAUCACGCAUGACGAUGUCAGCAGCAUCUUCCUGAACAGUGAAACCAUCAUGUUUUUACACCAGAUCUUUUACCAGGGCUUAAAAGCACGCAUCUCUAGCUGGCCAACCUUGGUGCUUGCGGAUCUCUUCGACAUCCUCCUGCCAAUGCUCAACAUCUACCAGGAGUUUGUUCGGAACCACCAGUACAGCCUGCAGAUCCUGGCCCACUGCAAGCAGAACCGGGAUUUCGAUAAGCUCUUGAAGCACUACGAGGCCAAGCCUGACUGCGAGGAGCGGACGCUGGAGACUUUCCUGACCUACCCCAUGUUUCAGAUCCCCAGAUACAUCCUGACCCUGCAUGAGCUGCUGGCCCACACGCCCCACGAGCACGUCGAGAGGAACAGCCUGGACUACGCCAAGUCCAAGUUGGAGGAACUCUCCAGGAUAAUGCACGAUGAAGUGAGUGAAACAGAGAACAUUCGGAAGAACUUGGCAAUCGAACGGAUGAUCACUGAAGGCUGUGAAAUCCUCCUGGACACCAGCCAGACCUUCGUGAGACAAGGGUCCCUCAUCCAAGUGCCGAUGUCUGAGAAGGGGAAGGUGACGCGUGGACGGCUGGGCUCCCUGUCCCUGAGGAAGGAGGGGGAGAGGCAGUGCUUCCUCUUCUCCAAGCACCUCAUCAUUUGCACCCGCGGCUCCGGAGGGAAGCUGCACUUGACGAAGAAUGGCGGGGUGAUUUCACUUAUUGACUGCACGCUGGUGGAAGAUACGGAAAGCACGGAUGAGGACCAAAAAGGAUCUGGGCAAGAUACGGAGCACCUUGACUUCAAGAUCGUGGUGGAACCUAAAGACAGUGCCCCCUACACCAUUAUCCUGGUGGCAUCAUCCAGGCAAGAAAAGGCUGCAUGGACCAGCGAUAUCAGCCAGUGUGUAGACAACAUCCGAUGCAACGGCCUCAUGAUGAACGCCUUUGAGGAAAAUUCAAAAGUUUCUGUUCCGCAGAUGAUCAAGUCGGAUACCAGCCUGUACUGUGACGACGUUGACAUUCGGUUCAGCAAGACCAUGAACUCCUGCAAGGUCCUCCAGAUCCGCUAUGCCAGCGUGGGGCGUCUCCUGGAAAGACUGACAGACCUGAGAUUCCUCAGCAUUGACUUUCUCAACACCUUCCUGCACUCUUACCGGGUCUUCACCACAGCUAUGACUGUGUUGGACAAGCUGAUCACCAUCUACAAGAAACCAAUCAGUGCAAUUCCUGCUAGGUCCCUGGAACUUUUGUUUGCCAGCAGCCAGAACACGAAACUCCUCUACGGAGAACCACCCAAGUCUCCACGUGCCAACCGGAAGUUUUCCUCCCCUCCCCCCCUGUCCAUCACCAAGUCAUCCUCACCAAGCCGGAGAAGAAAGUUGUCCUUGAACAUUCCCAUUAUCACAGGAGGGAAGGCCCUGGAGCUGGCCGCCCUGAGCUGCUCUUCCAACGGUUAUGCAAGCAUGUAUUCCUCCACCAUGUCGCCGUUCAGCAAAACCACCCUGGACAUCAACAAGCUUUACGUGUCCAGCAGCUACUCCAAUAAAAUAUCCGAUGAGGGAGAAGGGAGCACAGAAAAGGCAGAGGAAGCACUUCUGAGCAAGACAGGCUCCGAAGAGUCUCCCCGAGAAGAUUCUGCCUUUGAGGCAGCCCAGAGUGAGGAGGCAGACCCAGAGGCAUCACCCACCAAGUCUCCAACCACACCAAAACUGGUCAGAGGCAAGAACUCUUCAGAGUUCCCUUUGUUCUCCUACAACAAUGGAAUGGUGAUGAGUUCUUGCCGAGAGUUGGAGAACAGCCGCAGCAGCGCUCUCUCGGCCGCUUCUGCGUUCGCCAUUGCCACUGCCGGAGCCAACGAGGGUACCCCGACCAAGGAGAAGUACCGCAGAAUGUCGUUGGCCAGCCCAGGCUUCCCUUCUGACCAAAGGAACAGUGACAAAGAGUUCGUGAUCAGGAGGGCGGCAACCAACCGGGUGUUGAACGUCCUGAGGCACUGGGUCUCCAAACAUGCCCAGGACUUUGAAACCAACGAGGAACUCAAGUAUAAAGUGAUCAGCUUUCUGGAGGAAGUGAUACACGACCCAGAACUCCUGACUCAAGAGAGAAAAGCCGCCGGCAACAUCAUAAGGACCCUGACCCAGGAUGACCCCGGAGACAACCAGAUCACCCUGGAAGAGAUCCUGCAAAUGGCUAUGGGGGUCAAGGCUGAACCCUUUGAAAAUCACUCGGCUUUAGAAAUAGCUGAGCAGCUCACCUUAUUGGAUCACCUGGUCUUCAAAACAAUACCCUAUGAAGAAUUCUUUGGACAAGGAUGGAUGAAGGUGGAAAAGAACGAGCGAACGCCCUAUAUCCUGAUGAACACAAAGCACUUCAAUGAUAUCAGCAACCUGAUCGCCUCUGAGAUCCUCUGCAGUGAGGACAUGGCUGCCCGGGUGAGCACAAUCGAGAAGUGGGUGGCCGUGGCUGACAUUUGCCGGUGUCUGCACAACUACAAUGCCGUUCUGGAGAUCACCUCGGCCUUCAACCGCAGUGCCAUCUUCCGCCUGAAGAAGACAUGGAUGAAGGUGUCAAAGCCGACCAAAGCUGUGAUCGACAAGCUGCAGCGGCUGGUAUCUUCAGAAGGACGGUUUAAAAACUUGAGGGAAGCUCUGAAAAAUUGUGACCCUCCUUGCGUCCCUUACCUGGGCAUGUACCUCACGGACCUGGCGUUCAUUGAAGAGGGCACUCCCAAUUACACCGAGGACGGCCUGGUGAACUUCUCCAAAAUGAGGAUGAUCUCCCACAUCAUCCGAGAGAUCCGGCAGUUUCAGCAGACGGCUUACAAGAUCGAGCAUCAGGCCAAGGUCACUGAGUACCUCCUAGAUCAGUCGUUUGUGAUGGAUGAAGAGAGUCUCUAUGAUGCGUCUCUAAAGAUAGAGCCAAAGCUCCCCACCUAAGAACACAGCAGCUGCAGCCACCAGCCCGGCACCCAGAGAUGUGUCUUGCCUCUCCUCUCUGUUUCUUGACUUCCUCCCACCGCCUUUCCUCCCCCCUCUCUCCCCCCCACUACUCAUUCUUUGCACUGUCAACGAGCAGGCUUGAUUUUGAUCAAACCAAUUUUCUUCUCUGUUGACUCUUUGGGGGCAACCGGACUGGAGGGAUUCAAGACGGGGUGCUGGGGGCCAGGCACCUCACUUGCCCUGGAGCCCCAACUUACUUUGGCCCUGAUGCCCCUGUAGUGUGGAAAACUCAGCCGCCACCUGAGCUACUCUGGACAUUCUUCAGCUUUUCCAGAGCAGCUUUGAUGGGAUCCAUUUUCCCAGGAUCGUUGUGUUCUCUUCACUGCCCAAGGCAGGCAGGGUGGCAGGAGACACAGGCAGGAGGCACCCGUGGUUGGCUUGGAAGGAGCCUGAAGCUGGUCCACACCUCCCGUCCGUAUUGGGGAUACAUCUCUUUGGGGGCCCUCUCCGAAGUUCCUGGGGCCGGUUGGCUUGUGCAAAAAAGCUCGGGUUCUGGGCCUCAUAUGGCAGCCCUGGGGUGGAGGGGGGGCGUGAAGGCCAUUUGGAUUUCCUGCCUUAGGCCCUGAGAGGGAAAGGCCCUCUGUCCCUUUGAGCAUUUCUGCUGCAUCCCCCACUUUGGCGCUUCUGUCUGUAUGCUUCGUUGUAGACAUAGUGACAUGUCUUAGUAACAUGGUGUACAAUUAGAGGGGGAAAUGGCCAGGUGUUUUUAUUACAUAUACUGUAAUCCUGUCUAACCACUUGCUAGCAGGAAUAUAGUAAUGUAGUGCUUAUUCUGUGAAUAUUAUCAUGUAUUUUUUACAGUGUACAGUGUAUAAACCCAAGUGAAUUUUUGAGUAGCAGGCAUGCUCUAUGGGAACUAAAUUCAGAAACCAUUUGCUGUAAGCAAUACCCUCUGGUAUGAGAAUUGUCUUUCAAGACCUGAAAUAUUUCAACCUGCAGCUUAUUUGGAAAAGAAAAUUUCCAUUUUUUUGUAAAAAUAUAUGUUUCCUGAUUACCUCUUGCUAAUAAAUCUAUUCUAUCUCAGGGUGAA